Messenger RNA from Pseudogymnoascus destructans, 318 nucleotides. RefSeq lists its product as uncharacterized. The transcript has a single exon. The record is from RefSeq and is a predicted model, not a curated record. Bases 1 to 318 code for a protein of 105 amino acids. Lineage: Eukaryota; Fungi; Ascomycota; Leotiomycetes; Thelebolales; Thelebolaceae.
AUGCAAUACCACGCUGUGGAGCUGAAUCUUUAUCAGAUAGCCCUCCUCGAUAGAAGCACGGAAUCAGAAGUUCCCCGAUUUAUAUCGUCGUCCGCGUGGCGACUUGAUAUCAUAUGCGCCGGUUUAAUAUCGGCCAAGUCACUACUUUCCUAUUUCAUUUCACUCCCAGCACGCACCCAGCUGGCAAUGUCCAAUUCAGAGUGGAUUCAAAUCGGCGUGGCUAUGAUCGUCGCGUCGAAGCUCUCCGUUGCAGCUCGCGGAACAACAGCUUCGAGUGAAACCCCCUCCGCGACUCUCUUGACAUGCUUAGAUUUGUGA